AUGCACGAGAAGAAGUUCUGGUUCGGUAAUGUUCUUGCGCGGAACUUCGACCGAGAAAGUUGUAUACUUACAAUAAAUUACAAUAUUAACGGAAAGUCGUGGUCAAUAGACUUGAAAGAAAAAAUCCUAGACUUCAGCUGUUCACAUAACUAUGUUACUGUGGCAACUACGAAUAGCAUUCAUGUCUUACGCUUAGAUUUUCCAAGACUUGCAUAUCGAUGCGAGAAAGACAACUUAGUUUUCAUACGGUAUUCCCCACUCUUUGUUAAUGAAUCCAGUGAAGUCCGCGAGGAAGUUCCUUGGUCUCCUGAAGGAACUCUAUUAACCUCCACUUCCAGAGCCACGUACUUGGUUACUUCUGAUAGUUCGAGUAGUGUGAUAAAAAGACUUUUCUUCGAUGCAGAACUGGCAGAAUAUGGAAUAUUCAAUGUUUCCCUCGUUCAGUUCCCAUACGAUUCCUCAAUACUAUCAAUCGCAUCUGGUCAUGAUCACACUCUCUUGCUCACUAACGAGGGCACGCUCUUUAGUUUUGGUACAGGAAAUCAUGGUGAGCUAGGAUUGUUAGAUACGUUGUCUAUUUCUGAACCCACAAUCGUGUAUGCUUUCGAAGGUCUAAGAAUUAAAAAAAUUGCUGCAGGUGGAUGGCAUUCUCUUGCUUUGACUGACUCUAACGACGUUUAUGUUUGGGGAUGGAACAUCAAAGGACAGUUAGGAGAUGAAGUCGAGGAUAUAGAGUCUUUGCCAGCACCCUUAAGUAUCGAUCAUGAAGUUAUCGAUAUUGAAGCCCGUGAAUGUUAUACUCAAAUAACGAUCAGAAACGAAAAUGGUGCUACCUCAGUGUUGACUUAUGGAAUAGAUAUCUCUUUCUAA
This is a messenger RNA of Auanema sp. JU1783, 870 nucleotides long. NCBI's taxonomy places the organism in Eukaryota, Metazoa, Nematoda, Chromadorea, Rhabditida, Rhabditidae. The record is from the annotation of a GenBank genome assembly.